This is a messenger RNA of Penicillium soppii, 294 nucleotides long. RefSeq lists its product as uncharacterized. The transcript has 4 exons. The coding region runs from base 1 to 294 and encodes 97 amino acids. The record is from RefSeq and is a predicted model, not a curated record. NCBI's taxonomy places the organism in Eukaryota, Fungi, Ascomycota, Eurotiomycetes, Eurotiales, Aspergillaceae.
AUGUCCGACCAAGAAUGGAAGCCCAAAAUGCGUCCUCAAUCGACGAUGGCGCAAGCAUUCUCAUCCGCCCUGGACAGCGCAUUCAUGCUUGACUCCGACAUCGCGAACUUGUCGCAAACCGUCGAUCAGAAGAAACAACAGAUGAUGAUCCAGAAUCGAGAACUAGAGGAGCUUCAAAAUCGCAUCCGCGAGGCAGAACAACGCCUUCAAUCCCAGAAGGCUAGCAUUCAAGGCAGUUCGGGACCACAGGCUUCCCAAGGACCCACCGAGCCUGAGCAGCGGGCCAACAACUGA